AUGCAUCGAAUUUGGUGGGGCUUUAUUCCUUUUUAUAUCAUCUCCCUUCUAUGCCCAGUGCCAAAAGGGCAGGAAAACAAUUCCAAUAAAGCUUCAACCCAUGGUCGGUCUCCAAAGAGCCCUUGCUAUGAUGCUAAACAGAGGCCAACGUACUGCAUACCAGAUUUCAUCAAUGUGGCUCUUGAACGAGAGGUAAUUACUUCCAACACUUGUGGUCGUGUACCCCAGAAACUUUGUUAUUUCCUGGACUCCACAAAUAUAACAUCACGUAGGUGUCAGCUGUGUGAUCAGAAAAAAGCAGAGACAUCUUACCCACCUUCAUAUAUGACUGACACGGAUGCCCAAACAUGUUGGAGGUCAGAAAGUGGAAUCACACUUCUACAAAAUGUUACCUUGACUCUUCCUCUGAGUCGUAGGUUUGAGCUAGUUUAUGUCAGCUUGCGUUUUUGUUCCCCACGCCCUGACUCUAUGGCAAUCUAUAAAUCAAUGGACUAUGGAAAGACCUGGAUUCCUUUCCAAUUUUAUUCUUCUCACUGUCGUCGAGUAUACGAUCAAGCAACUACAAGUGCCAUUACAAAGCCCAUGCAACAUGAAGCCACAUGUACUGACUUUCAAACAGGGGUCAAACCUCUCACCAAAGGACUUGUGGCAUUUAUGCCACUAGCAGGACGUCCUUCAGCUCGUAGAUUUGAAUAUAGUCCUGUUUUGCAAGACUGGGUAACUGCUACAGACAUACGUGUGGUAUUUAAUCGUCUACAUUAUGGCAAAAAAAUCGGGAUUCGAAGAAAGACAGCUUUUUUUGGUAUAUCAGAACUUCAGGUUGGAGGAAGGUGUAAAUGUAAUGGGCAUGCUUCUCGUUGCAUUGAUGGCAAAGAUGGGCUUUUGUGUGAAUGUCAGCACAACACAGUUGGUCCAGAGUGUGAUGUUUGCAAACCCUUUUAUUAUGAUAGACCCUGGCAGAGAGCAACACCAAGCAAUGCACAUGAAUGUGUCGGUAAGUUUCUCAAUACAUUUAUUUAAUUAGAAUUAUGAAAUUAAUAAAACCAUAAUAAUGUACCUUGCUUAUGCAGAGAGUACAAAUGUGAUGUGUGUGUGUGUGUGUGUGUGUGUGUGUGUGUGUAUAUAUAUAUAUAUAUAUAUAUAUAUAUAUAUAUAUAUAUAUAUAUAUAUAUAUAUAUAUGAAAGAAAAGCUUUGCACUCCUACUUACAGUUUUCCUGACCCGGUGCUCGAUUGCACUAAAUGUAUAGAACACAAAAAUUAGCACUCCUAGGUAAUUCUCUCAAAACUUCUUUACUUGGAAAAAGUGUAAAAGUUAAUGUUUCCGUUCCACCAAGGGACUUUCAUCAGGACAACCACAAGUGAUAUUCAACAAACUAAACAAUAAAUAAGGCAAUAAAUCAAUUACUUACAGUUCAGCUGUGGGGUGGGCUGGCAUACUGACUCCCAGGGCGCAAGACCGGAUGCUGAAAUCAGCUGUGUGCAGAUUAAUCCAUUGAGUAUGUGAUGAGAACUAUCUCCUGUGGUAACUGGGAUGCGGCUCAACCUAAAAACGUUCCUGUCCUGUCAACAAUCACUCAGGGUGUUUUGGUUAAGCGUCCUGACUUUUACACUUUUCCAAGUAAAGAAGUUUUGAAAGAAUUACCUGGGAGUGCUAUAUAAGACACAAAAUGCUGCAUUCUCUUAGCAGAGUAAGGCUUUACUCUGCAUAAUGAAUAGCAAUUCCUUCUUUCAAGUCUGUGGGGAAUUUGUUGCCCAGUAAACCUUUAAAACUCUGAAAGACUCAGCUCUAAAUAUUUAAGGUCGCAUUAAAAAAAUAUGUGUCUAUGAACUAGAAAUGCUGUUGAUAUUCAUAUUACUAAUUACCUGUCAAUUCUUAUCACCCAGCUUGUGAGUGCAAUUUACAUUCUCAUCGUUGUCGAUUUAAUAUGGAGCUAUACAAGCUUUCUGGUAGAAAAAGUGGAGGUAUAUGCUUAAAUUGCCGACACAACACUGCUGGGCGCCACUGUCACUACUGCAAGCAAGGGUACAAACGAGAUAUGAGUAAGCCUAUUUCCAGUCGAAAGGCCUGCAAGC
Pelobates cultripes (western spadefoot toad) is the source of this 2074-nucleotide messenger RNA. The record is from the annotation of a GenBank genome assembly. NCBI's taxonomy places the organism in Eukaryota, Metazoa, Chordata, Amphibia, Anura, Pelobatidae.